Aspergillus piperis CBS 112811 is the source of this 1086-nucleotide messenger RNA. Its product is annotated as casein kinase II subunit alpha/alpha'. The transcript is spliced from 4 exons. Bases 1 to 1086 code for a protein of 361 amino acids. The record is from RefSeq and is a predicted model, not a curated record. Gene Ontology annotation, molecular function: ATP binding; protein serine/threonine kinase activity. Lineage: Eukaryota; Fungi; Ascomycota; Eurotiomycetes; Eurotiales; Aspergillaceae. Gene Ontology annotation, cellular component: protein kinase CK2 complex; cytosol; nucleus. Gene Ontology annotation, biological process: protein phosphorylation; regulation of transcription by RNA polymerase I; regulation of transcription by RNA polymerase III.
AUGGCGCGCGUCUAUGCCGAUGUUAACGAACAUAUGCCCCGGUCCUACUGGGACUAUGACAGUGUGAACAUCUCCUGGGGUGUUUUGGAGAAUUACGAGGUGGUCCGCAAGAUCGGUAAGGCCAAUACGACCGGCCGUCAUCUACCCGCAAAUACACCAAAAACGUCGUCCGGCCGCACGGCGAAUGAAUUGUGCCGCGGAAAGUACUCCGAAGUGUUCGAGGGCAUCAACGUUGUCAACUACCAGAAAUGCGUCAUUAAGGUACUGAAGCCGGUCAAGAAGAAGAAGAUUAAGCGUGAAAUCAAGAUCCUUCAGAACCUGGCGGGUGGCCCCAAUGUGGUCGCCUUGUUGGACGUGGUUCGCGACAGUCAGAGCAAGACGCCAAGCUUGGUGUUCGAAUAUGUCAACAACACGGAUUUCCGGACUCUCUACCCGCGGUUCUCCGACUAUGAUGUCCGUUACUAUGUUUUCGAGCUUCUGAAGGCCCUGGAUUUCUGCCACAGCAAGGGUAUCAUGCACCGGGAUGUGAAGCCUCACAAUGUCAUGAUUGACCAUGAGAAGCGCAAGCUCCGCCUUAUCGACUGGGGUCUUGCCGAAUUCUACCACAAGGGCACGGAAUACAACGUCCGCGUCGCUUCCCGUUACUUCAAGGGUCCCGAGCUUCUUGUUGAUUUCCAAGAAUACGACUACUCUCUGGACAUGUGGUCCCUGGGAGCUAUGUUUGCUUCCAUGAUCUUCCGCAAGGAGCCUUUCUUCCACGGUAACAGCAACUCCGACCAGUUGGUGAAGAUCGCCAAGGUGCUUGGUACCGAGGAGCUGUUCGAGUACCUGGACAAAUAUGAGAUUGAGCUGGACCCUCAAUAUGAUGAGAUCCUUUCUCGCUUUCCCCGGAAGCCUUGGCUCUCGUUUGUAAAUGCCGAGAACCAGCGCUUCGUCAGCGAUGAAGCGAUUGACUUUUUGGACAAACUACUCCGCUAUGACCAUGCUGAACGCCUUACUGCCCAGGAGGCCAUGGCUCAUUCAUACUUCGCCCCCGUGCGGGCGGCCGAGGCCCAGGCUGCCCGGAACAACACCACAACUGCCUAA